This is a messenger RNA of Athalia rosae (coleseed sawfly), 1791 nucleotides long. RefSeq names its product DEAD-box helicase Dbp80 (gene Dbp80). Gene Ontology annotation, molecular function: RNA binding; ATP binding; RNA helicase activity. Gene Ontology annotation, biological process: poly(A)+ mRNA export from nucleus. The transcript is spliced from 8 exons. NCBI's taxonomy places the organism in Eukaryota, Metazoa, Arthropoda, Insecta, Hymenoptera, Athaliidae. Gene Ontology annotation, cellular component: nucleus; cytoplasmic stress granule. The record is from RefSeq and is a predicted model, not a curated record. Bases 158 to 1585 code for a protein of 475 amino acids.
GGUGGAACCAAAGGUCGAACGUGGACCAUCGACCGUUCACUGAUCAGUGGGUAAAUAGACCGAAAUUGACGAGUGACGACUGCUUUGGUUAACUGUAAAUUGAGGUUAUUCUGCAAAAAUUGCCUCGUUAUAGAAAUAACACGUGUUUUCCUUUAUUAUGGCAUCAUCAAAAGUCGACUGGGCCAAAUAUGCUGAUGAACAAGAAAGUCUGGCCGCCAAGGUUACCAAUUUAGGUAUUGUAAAUCCUGCCACACCUCCAUUAGAAGGAAGUGAGAGUUCAAAAAGCGAUGAAAAUGAAGAACACAUAUCUCCUGCAGAGAAGUCUUUAUUGCAAAAAAUAAUCCGCAAAGGAUUAGUUGAAACUACAAAGGAUUUGGAGAUUCAGCGUCGAGAUCCGACUUCACCUUUGUAUAGUAUCAAAACAUUCGAGGCACUUAAUUUAAAACCAGAGCUGUUAAAAGGAGUUUAUGCGAUGGGAUUUAAUGCUCCAUCAAGAAUUCAAGAAACUGCAUUGCCUACGCUACUCGCCGACCCGCCACAAAAUAUGAUUGCACAAUCACAGUCCGGUACUGGGAAGACUGCAGCCUUUGUUUUGGCUAUGCUAAGUAGAGUGGAUACAAAUAAAAAUUACCCACAAGUUCUCUGUUUGUCUCCUACUUAUGAACUAGCCAUCCAAACUGGAGAAGUAGCGGCAAAAAUGUCACAAUUUUGCCCAGAGAUAAAACUGAAGUAUGCAGUUAGAGGAGAAGAUAUUCCUAUGGGGUCAACGAUCAAUGAUCACAUAAUCAUUGGUACGCCAGGAAAAGUAUUGGAUUGGGCAAUAAAAUUAAGAUUCUUUGAUGUGCGAAAAAUUUCCGUCUUUGUUCUUGAUGAAGCAGAUGUCAUGAUUGCCACUCAAGGGCACCAGGAUCAGUGUAUCCGUAUACACAAACUACUCGCACCUACUUGCCAGAUGAUGUUUUUCUCAGCAACAUACGAAUCCGCAGUGAUGGAAUUUGCUGAAAUAAUUGUUACGAAUCCAUUAAUAAUACGUUUGCUGAAAGAGGAAGAGAGCUUGGAUAACAUUAAACAGUACUAUGUCAAGUGCAAAAAUAUGGAUGAGAAGUACACAGCCAUCACCAAUAUAUAUGGCGUAAUUACCAUCGGGCAAGCCAUUAUUUUCUGUCAUACGAGAAAAACAGCCGGCUGGCUAGCGGAAAAAAUGAGCAAGGACGGACAUGCCGUCGCUGUUCUGUCUGGUGAUUUGACUGUUGAACAGCGUAUUGCCGUUUUGGAUAGAUUUAGAGCGGGGCUUGAGAAAGUUCUCAUCACAACAAACGUCUUGGCAAGAGGUAUCGACGUCGAGCAAGUAACCAUAGUCGUCAAUUUUGACCUUCCGAUGGACCAAGAACGUCGAGCUGAUUGUGAAACAUACCUACACAGGAUCGGAAGGACAGGUAGAUUUGGAAAAUCUGGAAUAGCUAUAAAUCUUGUAGACUCGUCUCACGCGAUGCAACUCUGUCAAGACAUUGAAAAGCAUUUUGCAAAAAAGAUACACUACCUAGAUGCGGAAGAUGCGGACGAAAUAGAAAAAAUUGGAGCCUAAAGUAACUCUCAUUCUCUUCAGCCCAUACACAGAUCCAAUUCAUACAUUUUGAUAUCAUCGACGUUGUUUAUAAUAUAUGAUGAUCCAGGAUUACCCAGUAUGGAUGUAUCAAGUUUUACUCUGAAUAACUGAACAUGAAUGACGUGUUCAAAUCGUUUUUGGUCGAUAAAUAAUUGUUAUAAUAAAUAAUUAAUUCAUUCGCUAAA